This is a messenger RNA of Entamoeba invadens IP1, 918 nucleotides long. Its product is annotated as syntaxin-1B, putative. The coding region runs from base 1 to 918 and encodes 305 amino acids. Gene Ontology annotation, biological process: vesicle fusion; exocytosis; intracellular protein transport. The transcript is spliced from 2 exons. NCBI's taxonomy places the organism in Eukaryota, Evosea, Mastigamoebida, Endamoebidae. The record is from RefSeq and is a predicted model, not a curated record. Gene Ontology annotation, cellular component: endomembrane system; plasma membrane; SNARE complex. Gene Ontology annotation, molecular function: SNAP receptor activity; SNARE binding.
AUGCCAAAGAAAGAAGUCGACAUCCCAAAGUCAACUGUGCCUGAAGAGGGCAUAAUCAUGCAAGAACCCAAUUUGCGGAAUUUUCUCUUGAAUGUUGAGGAAGUUCGAAGGCAGUUGCAAGGUGUGCAAAACAUAAUUGAGCAGUUCCGCACGCAAACCGAACAAUUAAAAGCCGGGAAUGAAGAUGAGUCGAAUGGUGAUAAUUUGAAAAGUUUAGUAUCUGAUGCCAACAAAUUUAUCAAAGACUCUCAGACGAGGUUAUCCCUCUUACGUGAUGAAAACACCAAACUUGUGAAUGAGAAUCGCAUCUCUUCUACUAUUCAACGUAUAAGAAAGAAUCACGUCGACGUCUUAUGUUCCAAGUUAAUUAAAUUAUCUAAAGAGUAUCGAGACAUUCAAGAGAAGAAUCGCGUCAUUUCCGAGGAGAAAGUCGCUCGACAGAUGAAGAUCGUGAACCCUAAUGUGAAGGAAGAAGAGAUCAAAGAAGCCAUCGAGAGUAAUGACAAUGCCUUUAUGACGGGCGUGAUGACUGAAAAGGACAAAGAAUUGGACCAAGCCGCCAAACAAGCCUUAGCCUACAUCACUGCAAAGCACAACGACAUUUUGAUCUUAGUCGGCGCCAUCGCUGAGCUCAGACAGAUGUUCGAAGACCUUUCUAUAUUAGUCAGUCGUCAAGGCGAAGUCAUCAACAAAAUCGAAGAAAACUGUGAGACCGCUUUAGAAUAUGUGAAACAAGGAACUCAAGAUUUGGUCAAGGCACACGAAGACGCUAAAGCAAGUUCAAAGUUCUUGUGUAUCGGUCUUAUCGUCGUCGCUAUUGUGAUGGUCAUCAUCGUCUUGGCUAUCCUCGCUCCUAUCAUUUAUAAAGCAAUUAAAAACAAAAACGACACGUCGGACGGGUUCAUCCCUUUCUUAUAA